ACAGCGCUGGACCCAGGGCUGGACUGCCCGUUCUCUGUGACGCCAUCCAGUGGGACUGUUGACGUCGGCGGGAGCGUCCAGGUGACUGUGGAUUUCCACCCUAUGACAGUAGGGGUCCACAGCCAGCCGCUGGUCCUGCACUACCACACCGGUGAAGAUGUGCACAUCAGCUUGCAAGGUGUUUGUGAAGAACUGGACAUCCGCCUUGAGGCAGACUCUGUCCUUUUGACAAAGACCUACAUGUCCUUGGCCAGCCAUCGCACAGUGUCCCUCACCUACAGGAGUGAGAUCCCUCUGAAGUACUUCUGGACCACGUGGCCCAGCCUGCAAGAGGAGGCCCUGAGCUUAUUGAGCGAGAGCUCGGGGCUGGCACAGGAGGAGUUUGAGAGGAAGCGGCUGCUCGCUCAAUGCAAAGCACAUCCCACAGUGAUACAUCGCCUUCCGCUGCUGUCCAGAGCCCUGCAGGAGCGCAGAAGCCAGACAGUGAGGGACCACCGGCUGGUCCUCUCACACAGCUGUAUUACCAUGGAACCAGCGGAGGGUGAGAUAUGGCCCAGGACUCCAGCCCAGUUUCACAUUGUCUUCAAGCCUGAGGAGGCCAAACUGUACCAACAAACCAUAUAUUGUGAUAUCACAGGCCGUGAAGCUCGGUUGACUCUCACAAUAAUGGCGGAGGGCAUUGGACCUAAUGUCCAGUUCAACUACGACCUGAUGGACAUGCAGAACGUAGUCAUUGGAGACACAGACUAUUAUGAAGUGAAGGUUCGCAACAGAGGACGGAUUGAUGCUCCUUUCAGGCUGUUGAGCCGUGACACCACUUUUGGCCGCUGUUUCUCCUUCUGUCCUGAGGAAGGCGUCCUUCCCUCGGGGGCCUGCCAGAAUGUGGAAGUCACCUUCUGCAGUCACACAUUGGGAACUUUCACAGAGGACCUGCUGCUAACUGUCACAGGACGGCCGCAACCACUUACAGUGACUUUCAGAACUCAUUUUUGGAGAUUGGGAAACACCUCCGUUGUGCCAAUGACCUUUGCCCUUCGUGUCCUGGGGGACGGGUCGGGGUCUCCCAGUAUAACUAGUGCCAAACAAGAGUCCAAAGUGUCCUUGAAGGAUUGGGGAGGCAGUGCUGCCGGAGACCUUCAUGCCAGUCCUGUGGAGUUCAACGUCACACCUGCUGCUGGGUGUGUUCGUGACAUGUCAGAUGUCACCAUUAAGUUUCCUCAGAGCCACAGAGGGACGUUUGGCCGGGUCGAGCCCAGUGAGGGGGAAGUGCCACCCGAGAGCCAGCUGGAGCUGAAAGUAGUGGCUCACCUGAAGGACACACUUCUCUUCCGGGCCAGGAUGGAAGUAUCUAUCCAGAACAGCCACGUGCACACUGUGCUUCUGUCCGCCACCGGCACUGGCACCACAAUUGUCAGUGACAGACCUUUCGCGCCCAACCUUGAUCUAGGUACAUUUUUAGGUAGAAUGAGUAAGCCUUUGCCCUCCUCUGGCAAAGAGAGGCCUGUGUUCAGCCUCAGCCCUUCUCGUGUGGAGCUCGCUCCAGGCGGCUCAGUCGACAUGGUGCUGACAGGAUCUUCAGACUCCCCCAAGGUUGUUCAGGAGCGCCUGGUGUGCCAUGGCUUUGUGGGUCGACAGGGCUGUAGAGAGCUCAUCAUGUGCGUAGAUCUUACCUGUCGCUUUGUGGCUCCCAUGCUCAGAAUUUCCUCCAGGCAGCUGAAAUUCCACCUGGAGAAGGUCCCAGGAGAGAGGCUAAUGCCGUUAUACGAGAAGCUCGUCUUGGAGAAUGUGUUGUCUCUGUCUCUUUCUGUUGAGCUCUCUCUGGUUGAGCCCUUCUCUUUGUGUGAGGCCUCAGGAGCCCACAGCCCGGCUACCACUAAGUCCAUGACUAUAGGUGAUGGGCAGCAGGCUGAGCUGUGGGUGUGCUUUGACCCAACUUACUGUCAGGAUCGGGUGUCACGAGUCGUGAAAGAGAGAGACAGAGAUAGUGGAGGUAGAGGGGGAGCAGACAAAUCCAAAAGAUGGGACCGAAGAAGAAGAAGGAGGAUGGAGUUGGCCCAGAAUGCCUUCUCUGGCCUUUUCGGAUCCACUAGGGCCUGGUGCAGAGUGUUUGAUAUCUUGCCGAUAUUCGGUCAUCUGCAACCUGGUGAGCAGCAACAGGUCAUUUUCUGCUUCUACGGCCACGAGAAUGUCAGCAGCGAGGUGGUAGCACAGUGCCGUCUAGAAGAGGGGCCGACCUAUGAGAUCCGACUCCGAGGAGAGACAUCUUUAAUCAGCUACAGCCUGUACUCCACGCAUAUCGACUUUGGUCUGCAGCCGUUUGAUCAAGAAAGUGAAGCUGAGGUGACGCUAACCAAUACUGGCAAGAUAGGCUUUAACUUCAGCAUCACACAUCUUCAAAAGAAGGAUGAAGAGGCAGAAGAGGAGGCAGGGGGGUUGAGGAAGGCCCUGGAGGAUGAGCAACAUGUAGAAAGACAUGUCAUACCAGGCCGGCCCGUGGUCAUCCCCGCUCCUUUAGGUCAUCUUUGCACUCUUUUGGAUGUGGGAGGUCUGCGUGUGCUCUACCUCCCAGGCACCCCAGAGGUGUUUGAGAGGCAGCUUCAGCUGCAGGUGGCUUUCCUACUGCCGCAGGUCCUCACGCUGACUGGAGAGGGAGUGUUCCCAAGGAUCACCCUUAACUUGCCACAAAACCUGCCAGAGGAGUCUUACAGUGAUUUGGUGCUGCAGGCCAGAAGAGCUGUGGAGGGAGUGGAGCUCAUGAAUGGAACGGCACCUGAUGAACGACAGACAGCCGAAGCCAAACACCACCUCACAUAUAAAAAGCUGCUUCACAUGGAGAUUGAGAGGAUGAUGGUCAAACAGAAUGCCCUCGCUGUGACUGACAGUCUGCUUGAGCUCCGAGAAUCGCAAAGUUCCUUCAUGAAGUGGCACAAACUUAGCCAGUUCCUGCUUCCAGAGUAUGUUUUGGAUUUUGGUUAUGUCAUUCCAGCCAUUCCCCACAGUCACAGUGUAAACGUGACAAACACUGGUACAGUGGCUGUGUCCUUCAAAGCCAGUGUCAAACCUCUAGCUGGAACAGGAUUCAGUACAGACUUUAAAAGAGUAAAAAACCUGCCUUGUGGAGAGACGCAGACUUUUACGGUCAAAUUUGACCCACAAACAGCUGACCUGAAGAUGGGGGAUACAAGUGUUGUCAUGCCAAUACAGGUCGUAGGCGGCCCGACGGUCCAGGUGCGGCUGUGUGCUUUGGUGACUGAGCCGGCCGUCCCUGUUUCAACUGAUACCCUGCAGUUCGACACUGUGCAAUGUGGCAUGUGUCAGAUGAGGACAAUACAGUUGUUUAAUCACAAGUCUGUGCCGUGCUUCUGGAAUAUAGCUGAGAAGGGAAAGCCUAUCAAAAAGCAUCAAAAGGACUUGCAGAUACAACAACCGCCUGCUGUGGUGUUCAAAAUGAUUCCUGGUGAACAGGUCCAUGUCCAGAUAAAGUUCAACCCUGCUGAGGGGAGUUCUUACAACAGGCAGCUACAUGUCUGUGUGGCUGAGAGCAGCCAGCAGCUGUUCAUUACAGCCCAGGGGCGGGCGGAGGAGCCACAUCUGGAGUUCUGCCCGUCUGUGCUGGAGCUCGGGCCAUGCCUGCCUCUCAACACUGACGUCGAGGUCAACGUCACUGUCAGAAACCCCUGCCCUUUCCCUGUUGAGUUCUACUCCCUGGAAUUAGACACACAGUAUUCCGAAGAAGAAAAGAUCCUGCGUCUUGUUAAGGGUUAUGGCGAGAACCGCAUAUUACUGCUGCCCCCCAGAGCCCCUGGAGAAAGUCUUCCCCAGGAACUGCUCGAGUACUACCAGGAGCACGGCUCCCAGCUGAAAGACGAUGCAGGACUGAAACAAGGCCUGGAUGAAGAUGAAGCUGUGAUGGUUGACACAUACGAGGAAAGAGACAGCAAAGUGGAAGAAAUGCAUUCGUUAAGUUUGAAACCAGCUGAAUUACUGGUUUCGGAGAUGACCGUAGUGGGAAAUUCCCAGGCACUGGGGCAGCUCGAGAUGACCCCCGUCUCCAGAGUAAUAGCUCGCCACAUGCGUGUGGAUCUGUCGCCUGAGGGUCUGGCUGCACGCAACCGCAGAGGCAUUGCUAUUAUUGUGUAUGGAGCGCCACUGACAGAUAAUGGCAGCUGUGUGGCAGCUCUGGCCCGUCACUACGGAGGGGCAAGCCUGAGUGUUGAUGCCGUGGUUACCGAGGUGCUCGUCAAUGGAACUUCACCUAUCAGCCAGACUGCGACACAACCCUACGACUGUGCUGCCACCCGCUGCUCCUCGGGGGACCGAGAACACACACUUUACCCGUUGCCUGGUAUAUUUUCUUCUCCUCUGCUCAUCUGCUGCUGCUGUCAACGCAUUGAAGUCCAUGUUUGUAAAUUGAAAAAUUCCUCUACUAAUUUGAGGGGAGGAGAUGUGGACAGUAAUCUGUUGCCUGAACAGCUAUUGGUUGACAUCCUGGCAGAAAGAUUUCAGUUAAGCGACUGUCACCGCGGCAUCGUGAUUGACGGCCUGGAGUCUGUGUAUGCUCAAUCGGCAGCAAGCGUGCUGCAAAUUAUUCUCAAGGCCCUUGAUAACCGCAAACGCAUCUUUGUAGUCAACCUGAGUGACUCGUACGACGCCCUGAAGGCACGAGAGGAAGCACAGAGAGAAGCCAAGGAGGCUCUGGAGAAAGAGAAAGCUGAAAUGGAGGAGCCGUGGUUGCAGGAGCUGGAUGAUGAGGAGUACGACGCUCUGCCCGAGGAGAAGAAGGAGCAUAUUGAUCAGCGACUAACAGAGAAGGAGCUCGGGCAGGAAGAAAAGAGGCUUCAGGAGGAGACGACAAGGCUGAAGGAAGAAGAUUUGAAGAACAACAAAAAGGGAGGAAAAAUGACUCUUAAAGAAGUGUCAAAGGAGAAGAGCACACUGGAGAGGAAGCAGACAACAGCUGCAGUCAAUGUUGUGCCGACGUCUGGCUCUAACAACUCCAAACAAAUACGAGUGGUUGAAAGAGAGCAGCUUCCAUUAAACAAAGGUGCCAGCAGAUCGCAUCGGAGGAAAGAAGCCAAGCGAUUACAAGCAGAAUCUUCUGUGCCUGCAGACAAGCUGGAGGGAGAGAUGCCAAUCCAGUCCAUUGUGGAUGAGCUGCAGUGUCAGUUCGCUGUGUAUGAGCAGACCCAGCAACAGGUGGAUCACAUCUUGCAGCACUGGGACCGAGCCCGGGGCUUGUUGCUGGUCCCGUUGCCUGGUGACGAGGCACCUCCAGUGCCUGAGGAUGCCCCAACAGAGAAACAGACGGCUGUUGGCAAGAAGAACAAGAAACACGGCUCGUCUCCGUUGCCUAGUCAGAUGUCAGUGCCAGCUGCAGCGGACGUGGUGCUUCCACAGGACAUUAUCCCUCACGUUGCCCUGAACAUAACAGGGAAAGACUGUCCGAGUGCUGCGGAGCUGCUAAAAGGCAGCACACUGCCUCCACUGGCCGAGGUGUUGGAUGAUUUGGGUUUGGGACCCAGCGGCCCACCCGUCCCACCACCCACAACGUUCUCUGUGGUUCCUUUUCCUGAAAACAGGGAGCAAUCAAACGUUCAACUCACCUGUAGCUGUUUCACCUUCCUGGUUCCCUUUGGGCUGGACGAACAGGACGAGGAGAAUAAAGAUUGGGUGGAAGAUAUGCGCGCAUCAGUUGUAAAGGAAGGGGCAGGCUUUGAAGGUCGCAUCAAGGCCAGCUUGACAAAAAACAAGGAUAAAAAGACCAGAGAGAGUCAGAAGAGCAAGAGACAAACUUCAGACAAGACAAAGGCAAAGGGCUCUGACCGGUCUUCCUCCCCUCGGUUACCCCUCUCCUCCACACCUGACUGCGCUGAACAGGACCAACACAAAGACAACGUAAAGCUGAAACGUAGCCAGAGUCUGACAACAUUUCGCUGGGUUGUACCAGCUAAUGGCGAGGUGGUUCUGAGGAUCUGGUUCUACUCAGAAUUCCCAGGGACGUUUGAGCAGACCUUCAACUUUGAGCUUUUGGGGACUCUGAGAAGCUACCAGCUCCUCUGCAGAGGAAUUGGCACCUACCCCUCCAUCUGCAAAGACUACAUGACUCUCUUUGCCUAUAGUAAGAAGGUCCCACAAAUGGAAGACGGGCUCCAGAAUACAUACGUGAUCAAACCUGGUACUGAGUUUGGACCAUUGCUCAGUGGCGAGACCAGAGACAGAUACAAAGAAAGGAGACGUCCAGUCAACACAGAGCGACUAGUGAUUCAUAACAUUUCAGGCCUGGAGGCUGAGGUCCAGUUCUAUUUCCAGCAUGAUAGCCAGGCCACCACGUACCUGCUGGACCCGCAGACUAUGACCCUCAAACCUGACCAGAAACAGGAGUUGACAGUGUGGGCGUACCCAACAAAACUGGGACAAAUGACGGACAGCAUUGUGUGCCAUGUCAAGGACAAUCCAGAACUUGUCAACGUCAAACUUUCCCGCCGGGGCGUUCGGCCGGAGCUGGAGCUGGAAAGAAACCAUUGUCACUUUCAAAGGACAUUGCUGAAUAGGCGGGAGAGCAGCAGAGUGACGCUGCAUAACAAGACUGCUCUGCCGGUGUCUUGGAGACUGCGGGGCGUGGAGGCUUUAGGUGAUGAGUUCAGUGUGCCACAGGAUCAGGGCAUUGUUUUACCCAACUCCUCUUACCAACUGAGCUUACACUUCAGGGCCAAGAGGCCACUCCACGUUAAGAAGAUCUUAUAUCUGGAGGUAUCUGAUGUGGGGAUGAUUCUAGGCAUCGUGCAAAAAGAAAAAAUACAGGUCACAGCUGAAGCCUAUGUCAUUGAUUUGGAGAUCACACCAAAUGGCUGUGUGAACUUUGGAACCAUUAGUUUUGAAGAGGCCAAACUGUCUCUCAGGAUGAAGAACCUAGGGAAAUAUGAAAUAGCCUAUAAGUACAAGAUCAUACUUGCAUGUGACCUCAACUUUGGCCCACUGGUCUAUGGCUUCAAGAAAAGCCAGAGCUUCACCAUCCAGAACAAUGGAGACUUUGAGACACGUUUCAUCAUCAGCCGCAUGGCCCCUAACCCUGCGCCACCGGGGAAGGCAGGUGGGAGCUUGCAGCCAGGCGCUCAGCAGGUGGUGACAGUGGACUGUGUGGCUGAGCAGCUGGGAGACUGGAACCAGUGUUUGCUCAUUGACGUCAGUGAGCGUGAUCCUUCAGACCGGCCGGACGGCAUUCCCAGUCAGCUCUCCUCUGAGCAGUUUUGCAAUGCUGAACGCAUUUACAUCCGGGACGAGAACACGUUCAUUUUCAACAAAGUCCUGGUGGGGCAAACAGCCCAGGCCCCCUUCAAAAUAACCAACAACAGCAAGGUGCCCUGUGUGCUCAGCUUGGCAAUUAAGUACAUUGGCUCUAAGACUUCUCGAAUUGCGGAUGUUUUUAAUUUGUCUGCUGCAACGCUGAGCAUCCCCAGGCAGUCACACUUAUUCGCUGUGGUCACCUUCACACCCCAGACGAUGUUGUGCUACAACGCUGUGUUUGAGGCCACAAUGGAGGUAACCAGCAGAAUGACACCCACAUUCAAGAAUAAGGUGCUGGAGUUCAACCUCAGGGGCGAGGGCAGUCUGCCCAGUGUAUGUGUGAUGCGUCCCGCUCUGAGGAACAGCAGAGGACGCCAAAUGCUUCAGUUCAGACGUGUGUUGGUAGGGCGUCGCAAAACACGGCCUCUGGUGCUGCUAAAUGACGGCAAUGUUCCUGCUAAGCAUGGAGUGUUCACCCUCAAAGCGGCACCUGGCAACACAAGCAGCUCCAUCCACUCCACGCAGAUCGAGGCCUCCAAUGACUCAGGGCAUCAGCCGGUGCAACGAGUCAUGCUGAGCCUGAAUGUUCACCAGCAGGUGGAGUUUGAGGUCAGCUUCUGCUCUGACAAGCCUUUGAGUGUCAAGGCUAAGCUCUCACUGCAGGUAGAGGACAACCAGUACGGAAACACCAUGGGCCAGUUGUUCAAAGAAGCUCACCGGGAAAUUGUCUCUCUUGACAACAUCAGGCGGUCAUUACAGGAAAUAGAUCAAGAAAAUCAGGAAAAUGGAGAUGGAGACUGCCAUGUAAAUUGUUCCUAUCAAGAGAAUUUCACAAUGACAAACCACAGCAGCAGCCAGGUAGUGAGGUUUGAGUGGCCUCCUGUUGGAUCCCAUGUCUCCUUUUCACCACAGGUUGGGCACCUUCAUGCCGGUUGUUCCAAGGAAGUGACUGUGACCUUUGCCUCCAAUCAGCCAGUGACUCUUACCAGCCAGCCGAUCAGAUGCAAACUUAGUCAGGUGAAUUUCCAGCAGCCACUCGAGCAGGUGGCCGACUGGGACGACCGGAGGAGGACAUUGCAGUGGCAGAGUUCUCCCAAACAGGCCUCAGGAGCACCACAGCAGCACAAGAAGAAGGUGAUGAAGACGGAUCCUGAACCCUGCUGCUCUGUUGACUAUGUGAAGUUCAGCUGCAGCAACGACACCAUCCACUUCAAAGACAGCAUGCUUUACCAAACCAGGCUCCACCAGUAAGUCUACCACCCUGCAUAGGCUUUUUCAUGAAAGGAAUCAGGGCAACGAGGUAGACCUCAUGUUUGUUUCUGUGUGUGUGUGUGUGUGUGUGUGUGUGUGUGUGUGCCUAGACGACAUAUUUUGUGCAAAUGUGUAAAAUGUGUGUUUCCUGUUCUAAUUGCAACAGUAACUAGAUUCUGUUAAGUGUGUUUUUCUAAUGUAAUUUUCUCACUCAUGUUAAAAUAAAAAAUAAAAAUAUAACUGCAGAAUUUUUUUUGGAGGGUGGGUGGCGCUCAAAGGGGGUCUCGCCAUGGGUGCCAUUCAAUGCAGAACCGCCCCUGCACACAAUCACACAAGCAACAUGCAACACCACUAAUACAACUGAUGUUCCUUUCCACAAUAUACUGUAUGUUCAUACUAAUUCUCCCCUCUGAUUUCACUGUCUUUAUUAUUUAUCGUUGGAGAUUGUGCCCCCCCCUCCUGUAGUCCAGACAUUGGUGGUGGUGGUGAAGAAGGGAGUUGAUGAAAAUGAAAACCAAGGAUGAGUGAAGAAUGCAUGAUAGCUGGCUGGAAGUGCCUUGGGGGGAGGAGGGUCGCAUCUGGUUUUGCACUAAAAUGACACCUGACAGCAACAACGGAGAGAAGCCCUUUAAAGGUUUGACAGCAACAAUAUGAUUGGUUUAGAGACACAGCACCGCCUCUGGUUGGUUAUCUACACCUAGAUGCUGGAAAUCUCAGCUGAUAGCAUAAUGCCAUGAAUAACGCAUGGCAUAAAGGGAGUCUUCCUUCCUUGAACUACCGCUUAAGCUCCAUAACCAGAAAGCGUCAUAUUCCAUGUCUCCAUCAGGGCAAAUUGGUGCAUCCAAAUGUUAUUUGAAAUGCGUAAAUUAUGUAAAUUCUUUGUAAUCAUCCAAAAUAACGAUACGUGCAAUGCAUUGAGUGGGGAACGCGCUGUGCAUUGAGUGGAACGAAUUUGACAGUCACUCACUGGCACAUUUUUUUUCCCCAGUCCGUCCCUGGUGCACAUCCUACUAUGAUGAAGUUAAAAUGUGUAACACGCACCGCGCAAGGGCAUGUUAAGGUCACCCAGCUGUAAUGAUUUUGCUAUUGGCCAGUUUCUGACUUUUCAGAAAAACGCAAGGACACGCACACUCAUGCGUGCCGUUUCACCCCUUCUUGCGUGCAUCGUCAAUUUUUCUAGACUAGGGACAAAAGCUUCGCAAGCCUCACGCAGCCUGCAAGGCUGUGGUUGGUGUAAUGGCAAAAAUAUAUGUAACCAUGGGAAAAGAACUGUUUUUGUAGUGUUUCCCACUGAUAAGAUGUCCCCAGUGUCCUGGCUGCAGAGACUCAACACGUUGAUUGAAUGUAAGCAAGUUUUCUGUUGAUGCCACCUGUAACUGAACUGAGGUACAAGAACCGCCUGGCCCUGAUGUGAAGGGGGAAGGUUCUUGGCAAUCUACUGAGCACGUUGCUGCUGUGACCUUUCUUCCCUUGAAAGGAAAUAAACGGAGAAAGAAAUAUUUGACCCAGAGCCUUUAUUCUUAU
Molecule: messenger RNA, 10059 nt
Organism: Pungitius pungitius (ninespine stickleback)
Lineage: Eukaryota; Metazoa; Chordata; Actinopteri; Perciformes; Gasterosteidae
Product: hydrocephalus-inducing protein-like
Biological process (GO): cilium movement; axonemal central apparatus assembly
Cellular component (GO): axoneme
Source: RefSeq, a predicted model, not a curated record